Molecule: messenger RNA, 2289 nt
Organism: Fonsecaea pedrosoi CBS 271.37
Lineage: Eukaryota; Fungi; Ascomycota; Eurotiomycetes; Chaetothyriales; Herpotrichiellaceae
Exons: 6
Coding region: 1-2289 (762 amino acids)
Biological process (GO): DNA-templated transcription
Molecular function (GO): zinc ion binding; DNA binding
Source: RefSeq, a predicted model, not a curated record
AUGGAGCAAAGCUCGAGUCGUGCGUACCGCCGGCGAAAGCGCAAGUUGGCGUGCAAAUACUGCAAUUCUCGCCACAUACGAUGCAAGAUGCCAGAGACAACAGAGACAUCCGACCGGGCAGGACAUGCCCGUCAAUAUCAAUGCCAGGCUUGUUUGGAUGCCAAUAAAGAGUGCGAUCUCGAAACGCUUGCAAUUACAAUGUAUCCAGAGUUAUUCCCUCCGCCUCAGCCGACACCACCGCGUGAAAGAGUCCGAGCCCGUCUGCCGCCCACACAGCCAUCAGAGCACUACCAUCAUCAGCAGAGCACGCAGAACGGCGCUGGUCUCAAUUUAUCCGCAAGUGGCCAAGACGUGUCAUAUUCGCCUCGUUCCAAGAGCACCCCACCGUGCCCGCCGCAGGAAGGGUCGGAGAUGAUCCUCGUACGAUUGAUGGAUACGCAGCAGGACAAGGAUGAACUUGACCAGCCGACCAAAACGACCGACCGGGUCCUGUAUUUUGGAGACGAAUCGAUCUGGUCUGAUAGCCUCCGACGAGCUCGGAGCAGCAAAUCCAAAUCUCGAUAUCCUGCAAGCCCACAGCCCCUGGGCGCCCGAUCAUUGGUGGACAGUAACAACAUCCAUUACGCUGUGCCGCCCACGGUCAGAGACCAACCGCAAGAUAUCCCACAGGACGACCUCGACGUGCAGCAGGAGGAAAUCAAGCUACUGCAGAAGAAAGGGGCCUUUUCUCUGCCACCUCCCGACAUCCAGCGGAAACUCCUCGACGCGUUUUUCACCUGGUCGUAUCCCUUACAGCCCAUCCUCGACAAGGAGCAGUUUCUCGACGACUUCGAAAGGGGCCAAGCGCCCAUCAUCCUCGUCCAAGCGUUACUGUUCGCCGGCACCACGUGCUGCGACGAGAACACCAUCGUACAAUUCUGGCCGAGUCGCCGCGCCGCCCAAUCGACCCUGUACAAGCGGGUCAGGGCGCUGUACGACGCGGACCACGAACAGAACCGCGUCACCAUCGUCCAGGUCCUCUUCCUCAUGUGUUUCUGGUGGGGGAGCCCCAUGGACAAAAAGGACUUUAGCCACUGGUUGGCGGCGUCUAUCCAUCUGGCCCAAGUGACGGGCAUGCAUCGGUCGACAAAGGACUCUCAUCUCCCCAUAAAGGACAGAAAGCUCUGGAAGCGCAUUUGGUGGACUUUAUACGUACGCGACCAUUUCGAUGCUGCGUCAGUAGGCCGGCCCAUGAUCAUCCACGACGACGAUUGUGACGUUGAGCCCUUGUGCCUGACUGAUUUUGAAUGCGACGAGAACGGAAUGCCACCCCUGGGAGCUAUGCAUUGUAUUGAGAUGACGAAACUGGCUACUCUAACGAUUCGAGCCGUCCGAUCCGGUCAAAUACCCAGAGACCCUCCUUCUCCCACUGACGCCAAAGGAGCCAUCGACGACGCUCUUUCAGCUUGGGAAAAGCAGCUGCCAGAGCAGUUACGAUACCGCGAAGGGGAAGAGCGAAGCCCACAGGCCAUGCUAUUUGCAGCGAUGCUGAUGCUGGGCCUGCAUUUCUGCCGGAUUGUACUGCAUCGAAAAGGGUUCUUGGACUCGAAACACAAGAACGAAACCAACUCGAGGGCCCUGGCGUCUGCUAAUGCCGUGACUCGCAUUGUCGAAGAACUACUCAGUGAGGGUCUCCUGCCGCGGGCACAAGUACAUUUAAUCGCGGUCAUUUUCGCCUCGUUCACCAUCCAUAUCGUUUCGAUGGAGCAAAGCCAGGGCGCACGCAGACGAGUCCUGCAACACAAAUCCAAGCUGUGCCUCUUAGGUCUCGCAGAGUUUCGUGACUAUUGGCCGUUUGUGGACUGGAUGUAUCGACUAUUUAGCAGUCUGCUGCACUGGCUGGAGGUGGGAGACAGCAGCACCACUUCCUUGUCCUCCGAAGGCCACAAUCAGGGACUAUGGACAACCACCACUACCCAGCUUCGUCCGGAGAACAUGAGUCUACAAGCCGCUGAACUGACGGACAGCACUACAGAUAUCACUACCACCCAUGGUGGCGAUAACAACACGGCCAUGUCUCUCCCACUCUCCUAUGAGCAAGAUGCGAGUUCCAUGGCCGAUGCUCAGCCCCCCGAUCAUUCCGGCAUGCUCCAGCAAUUCAUGUCCGGCAUGUUGGCAUCAGAAAACUUUCUCGACCCGUUUCUGCCACCGCUGGAAAAUCUCGAUUGGGAUGAUCCCAACAUGGCAGGAAAUCCCAUGCUCUGGACUUCCACGCCGCUACCCACGGUGGAAAGAGGGUCUCUGUCCUGA